AUGGAUGUAGUGGGAGUAGUACCAUUGAGUGACAGAUCUAAAUGCCACAAGAACUUCAAAAUGAAGAGGAAUCCUCGGAAAGUAAAAUGGACCAAGGCGUAUAGGCGAGUGCAUAGAAAGGAUAUGACUCAGGAUUCAACCUUUGAGUUUGAGAGAAAGCAAAACAGGCCAGAGAGAUAUGACAGGAAUCUUGCGGAGAACGUCCUCAAGGCCAUUCCAAAGAUUGAAAAGAUCAGAUUCACCAGGGAGGAGAGGCACCAUAAGAAUAGAAUGAAGGGCAAGAAAGAAAAGAUACAAAAGGAGGCAGCAAAGGAGUUGGAGCAGGGCAUCAGGUUGGUCAAAUCUCCUUUGGCCCUUCAGAAGGACCCAUCUCUUACAUUACCACAAAAGAUCAAAGUCUCUGUUUCCCAACGGCAAUCAGAGGACAACAAUGCGAUGGAGCAGUGA
Molecule: messenger RNA, 447 nt
Organism: Arachis ipaensis
Lineage: Eukaryota; Viridiplantae; Streptophyta; Magnoliopsida; Fabales; Fabaceae
Source: RefSeq, a predicted model, not a curated record